Molecule: messenger RNA, 921 nt
Organism: Phycomyces blakesleeanus NRRL 1555(-)
Lineage: Eukaryota; Fungi; Mucoromycota; Mucoromycetes; Mucorales; Phycomycetaceae
Exons: 1
Coding region: 1-921 (306 amino acids)
Source: RefSeq, a predicted model, not a curated record
AUGUCAGACAACCCAAGUUCUGAACACCAGGCGGCUUCUCAAGGAGAUCCUAUUGAGCCUGACUGGCCUUUAGCUCAGCAUGACAUAUUCUCACAGAAACCUCCUGGAUGUGGGCUAAACUUGACAUAUCUUGCACCGUCGAGAUGCAAUUCUAUAGCCAACAACUAUAAAUUCAAUGCAAAUGGCUCUAGAUCUCACAAUGAUCUAGUCCCCGAAGCUUAUUCCUCCAGAAGUUCUGUUGUAAAUAGUAACCGGCCAUCUCUUGAGUGCUUUGAUCCUCACUACUCAUUCAGAAAACUCACAAACCCUAUCCGCAACGAGCACACUGAAGUAACAAACAACAAUGCAAUACGCGACCAAGAGUUUAAGCUUCCGGCUACACUGUCAUCGGAACUCUCGGUUAGCGCACCACCUCAAGUUUUACAAGAGACCGAUCAGAAUGAAGAACGAUACAAGUAUCUGAGCACACUUUACUCUGUCGGGUAUUCUGACCUCCAAGACACCAAGAAAAAUAAUUAUGGCAUGGAUACAACAAAGAAGUGGUUUGGAUCUAGACGCAAAGAUAAUCCAUCCGCUGCUCUAAAAGACGUGGAAAGAGCAGACGACAUGAUGCCUCAAAAGUUAUCCAGGGCUUAUUUUAUCAUUGGAAUUUUCUUUCCUCCAUUCUGGAUCAUAGGCUCUAUCUACAAUCCUGCCUCAGACACCAAACCGAGUGGAAAUGAACAGCGAGUUGAUACCAGAUGGAGAAGACGUUCCCGGAUAUGUUUAUUUUGCUUUGUUAUCCUUAGUAUUCUUCUUGCCCUUGCUUUAACUCUUCACCCGACCGUAAUCGGCUGGAAGGAAAUCGAAAAAGUUGAUGUUAAGCGUACUAUAGCCGACUCUGGUCCGCUUUACCAUUCUAUCAUAACACCAGUAUUAUAG